Molecule: messenger RNA, 752 nt
Organism: Vicia villosa (hairy vetch)
Lineage: Eukaryota; Viridiplantae; Streptophyta; Magnoliopsida; Fabales; Fabaceae
Product: protein NOI4-like
Exons: 3
Coding region: 149-388 (79 amino acids)
Source: RefSeq, a predicted model, not a curated record
AGAAUUUAGAACAAACUACAUUGUCCACCCACAAAUUUAGUAUUGUUUGGUGCAUGUGUUAGAGAAAACUAAAACGACAUCAUCUUGAUUUUAUUCAACUUACAAAGCCUUGUUCUGCAGGAUUUGUCAUCGUGAUUUUGACAAAUCCAUGGCGGAAAAGGGUGUUCCAUUGCCAAAAUUUGGAGAAUGGGACGUGAAUGAUCCAGCAUCAGCUGAAGGAUAUACUGUGAUAUUCAACAAAGCUAGGAAUGAGAAGAAGAGUGGGGUGAAGGUUGAUUCACCAUCAAAGGAUUAUCGUAAAACCAAAUAUAAACAUCAAGUUGUUCUUGGCAAACCACAAUCUAAAAAAUGGUUUUGCUGCGUAAGUCCAUCUGGAGGUGAAUCAUAAUAUUUUCGAACUCAAUAUAAUUUUCAGAAGUUUGGAGGCUCAUUAAAGCUAUGAUGGGUGUACUGCUGGAAUCUUUGAGCAUGGGAAAAUAAUAAUUAGCAGAUGUAUUACAUUACAUAUUUAUGAUUUCUGGUGAAUGAAUUAUCACAGGGAUUUUUAACUCUAUACUCUUUUAACAGUGGUGCUUGUGUAUCUAUCUACCUAAUUUUGAAGCCUUAUACUCUAUAUUUCAUGUUGGUAUAAUUGUUUUAUAAUGAAGGUUAUACCUAAUUUUGAAGCCAUGUACUCUAUAUUUCAUGUCGGUAUAAUCGUUUAUAAUGAAGGUUAUGCAUGACCUACACUCUUUUGCAUGCAUCAUUCAACA